AUGCAGUUCGGCGACGCUUUAUUCCAUAUGAUCAGCGAAUUUGCAACUAUGAAUCGAACUCCUGAUCAUAGAUGCCGACCUCGAGAAUCAAGGAUAGUUCCUGCUGAAGAGGUACCAACAAGUUCAACCUCAGCUUACCUGUGCCACAACCGUCGACAUUCACUGCAGUUGACUGUCGGCGUUUCGGGUGAUGUGCCCCCCAUAAAUGUGCAGAGGCAAGUUCUUGGAGAACGCCGGCAUCUAACAACCGCAUCGGUAAUCGAGAGACGGUCGUCACGGUUAAGCUGGUGGAAAUCCAAAGGGAAAGAACGUCGUCAGUCAGAACCAGUGAUCAACCCGUUGGAUACACUUCAUAAGAAAUUGGAAUAUUUGAGACAAAAACACAGGCAAGCACUAAGCGGGAAGGAAGAGAAAGAAGACAUCGAGAACAGAGCUGAGCGCAUCCAAGUGAACACCGAAUGUAGGAAGACAGAAUCCUGGGGUUCUCAGGAAGACAAAUCUGGAGUUCUACCAAAAAGACGUAUUCAGGAACGGAUCAAAAGGACUGACAGAGGUUCAAUUGUUAUAGUAGAUGAAGGAGUUUCCAGCGACACGGAAGGCGAAGUAACAAGACUGUAA
Molecule: messenger RNA, 618 nt
Organism: Enterobius vermicularis (human pinworm)
Lineage: Eukaryota; Metazoa; Nematoda; Chromadorea; Rhabditida; Oxyuridae
Source: the annotation of a GenBank genome assembly